Messenger RNA from Pecten maximus, 5494 nucleotides. RefSeq names its product multidrug resistance-associated protein 7-like. The transcript is spliced from 18 exons. NCBI's taxonomy places the organism in Eukaryota, Metazoa, Mollusca, Bivalvia, Pectinida, Pectinidae. The record is from RefSeq and is a predicted model, not a curated record. The coding region runs from base 314 to 4480 and encodes 1388 amino acids. Gene Ontology annotation, molecular function: ATP hydrolysis activity; ATP binding; ABC-type transporter activity. Gene Ontology annotation, cellular component: membrane. Gene Ontology annotation, biological process: transmembrane transport.
AAGCGGCAUUUAAAUCACUAUUGAUAUACACUAGGUCGCUCAGUAGCUACGUCACGAAACCUCGAUACUCUACCACUAUACGUACUGACAGGAACAAUACCAUAUAUAUUUUUAGUCAGAAUAAAUUCCCCUUUUUCCAUACCCAGGAAAAUCUGCAGCAUGUUGAAUUCCGGAAUUUUGACCAAAAUGGUAUAUAUAAUGAGAUGUCGCAUAUGUUGGGUCAUUCAGCUAACCUGGAGUAGAACUAGAAGCAACUUUAUAGUCGUCAACUUGAAAUAUAGUUUUAAGGCAGUAGACCUUGCUGAUACCAGAUAUGCAGUACUCGUUCUGGAAGACUCUGUGCAUCAAGGAAAAUAUAAUGAUUGAUGACAACGACACAUUUCCCACGAACGUUAAUACAACAAAGCUACAAAGUUACAAUACCAUGAAUCCCAAGGAAAUCGUUACAGAGGGCCCGUUUAACUUUGAAACAUCAACCGUUGUCAAUGUUCUAAUGGCAGUAGUAACUUUGUUUGUGUUCUGUUUCCUCACAAGAAAACUAUCACAUCAAAAACAGGAUGGCGAUGAAAAGGCAUCUAAAUUAAAGGCGGAUCCAACUUCUGGUACAGCUGACUACCCAGUUAAUGAGGAUGGGGUAUCCUUGUUGUCCAGGCUUACCUACUAUUGGGUACAUCCACUGCUGAAGAAAGGAAAUGAAACGGCCAGUCUCUCAUCUGAGGACAUGUUUCAUUUGCCAAACAGUCUUAAUGUAAAGAAAAUACAAGAAGCGUUCUCGAACAGAUUUCAACCAGACGACGAUCUUGGUUCAAAGGCAGAUAAGAAAAAGCCUACCUUACUUCAGGCGUUAUUCAAAGCCUACGGGCUGGAAUUCUUUCUGUAUUGUGGUAUCUUAGAGUUGAUUGCGCAACUGAUCAACUUCACAGGUCCCAUAUCUCUUGGAUUGCUGAUUUCGGUUUUCGAAAAUGGAGAUGAACCAUCACACAAUGGAUAUCGCUACGCGUUUUUAUUGUUUUUGUCCAGCUUUGGAAAAGCUCUUCUAGAGAGUAGAUUUCACUUUGUACGUAUGCAUGCUUUUUUCAAAGUAAGAAUUUCCAUUAUGACAGCAAUAUAUAAGAAAGCAUUACAAAUAAGUACUGUAUCAUUAUCAAAAUUCAGCACUGGUGAGCUUGUCAACUUUCUUGGGACUGAUACCGAUCGAACGAUGCGCUUUUGCCAUUGUUUCCAUGCCCUAUGGAGUCUUCCAUUUGAAACAGUUAUAUGUUUGUAUAUCUUGUAUCAACUGGUUGGGAUUGCCAUGUUAGGAGGCCUGAUUGUUGCUUUGGUGCUUGUUCCUAUCAACAAGAUAAUAUCAUCGAAACAGAUUGCUCUCGGAAAGGUGCUUAUGGAACAGAAAGACAAGAGAACGAAUUUGAUGAACGAGGUGUUGGGCGGAAUAAAGAUAAUCAAGCUUUACACUUGGGAAGAUCACUUCCAGAAGAUGAUUGAGAAACUUCGUGACGCUGAGUUACAGAUCAUCAAACAGAGAAAAGUUCUUGGAGCCAUCACCGGAUAUUUGUGGACUCUGACCCCUAUCUUUAUGACUGUACUGACUUUCAGCGCCUACUCUAUGAUGGGAAAUACCCUAACCGCCGCUAAGAUGUUUGCGAGUCUGGCACUGUUUCUGAAACUGUUAGGAUCACUCAACCAUCUCCCUUGGGUCUUUAAUGCUAUAACAGAAGCAGUUAUUUCCCUCGGAAGGAUUGAAAAGUUCAUGGCAUCGAAAGAUAUUGACCUCAAAAGUUAUUACGCACAAUUACAAGAAUCGCCGGAAAACAGAAAUGUGAUAUCGGUGAACACAGGAAAGUUUACAUGGGAAGGUGAGAAGUUAAAAAGCAAUGAGCCAAAUGAAAAUAUGACUGAGUCUACAAGCAGGCCAGCGACGACAACCACUACAUCAGGAACCCUUUGUCUGCGAGAUAUUUCUGUCGAUAUCAAAGAGGGCCAGUUUAUAGGAGUGAUUGGCAAAGUUGGUUCUGGGAAAAGUUCCUUCUUGAACGCUAUCCUUGCGGAGAUGUCUCGAAAAGAAGGCGAGAUUUCCGUGUCUAAUCUCAGAAAUGGAUUUGCUCUGGCGGAUCAGGAGCCUUGGUUACAACAAGCUACCGUCCGGGAUAACGUUACAUUUGGCAGUCCAUUUAGCGCUAAGAAAUACGCCGAAGUUAUUGAUGCAGCAUCUCUCAAGAAAGACAUUGAGAUGUUACCGGCUGGCGACAAAACAGAAGUUGGUGAGAAUGGCGUUACAUUGAGUGGAGGCCAGAAAGCUAGACUCGCUCUAGCGAGAGCAUUAUAUCAGGAUAAGGAUGUAUACCUUCUUGACGAUCCUUUAGCAGCAGUGGAUGCUCAUGUGGCACAACAAAUGUAUGACAAGUGCAUCAUGGGAUUACUAAAAAAUAAGACCAGAAUCCUAUGUACACAUCACACGCAUUUCCUUGGGGAGGCAGAUCUGGUCAUUGUCAUGGAUGAUGGAGUAAUCUCCAAAAUGGGUCCCCCAUCUGAGGUUCUUCCGGAUAUAAAAUUUGCGGAACGGAAAUCUCCGGAAAAAGAAAACGUGGAAGUAGAACACAAUGACAAAAGCGACAAGGACGGGAAACUUGGUGAAGAGGCCAAGGCUACAGGAGAAGUGAAGUUAGGAGUGUACAAAGCAUACCUGUCAGCGUUAGGUAAAUGGCUCGCCAUCACCAUGGUUAUGUCCAUUGUCUUCAUGCAAGUGUCGGAGAUGUUGAAGGACUGGUGGCUGACUCACUGGGUAUCUAAUCCUAACACGAAUGUUGUCAAGUCUUCCCUCUCUGGAUAUCAAUGUUUUCAUGAUAACAUAUCAACAUCCAACACCUUCCAUGAACGUUAUGACUCAACGCAGAGUGCGACAUCCAGACAAUCCAGACUGGUCUACUACAUGGUGGUCUACGCGUGUCUCUCUGCUGUUUAUUCUCUCUUCUCUUUGGCCAGAGAGAUUCUCUUUGCCUAUAGUGGGAUGAAUGUAGCUAGGACCAUGCACAGCGAUCUACUCAAUACCAUGUUUAAAGCGCCAAUGUCAUUCUAUGAUGUGACUCCUGUAGGACGAAUCCUCAACCGAUUUUCAUCAGACAUGGGGACCGUCGACGACUCAAUAAGUCAAAUGGUCAUGGUGGUUCUGAGUCAAUUUUUCGAAGUUGUUGGAACUAUAGUCAUGGUGUGUUACGGAAUGCCUUGGUUUAUAGCUAUCAUUAUACCUGUGGGCUCAAUCUACUAUCGGUUACAGGAGAGAUAUCGUCACACAUCACGAGAAGUCAGACGAAUUUCAAGUCUUAACCGGUCACCUCUCUCCUCCCACUUCUCGGAGACAGUGUCGGGAUUGGUCACAAUUCGAGCAUUCCGUGAAUCAGAGAGAUUCACCGACCAGCACAUUAAUCGAAUGGACAACUGGUUAAAACCGCAUUAUACAGCUCACAAUCUAGGGAUGUGGCUUUGGCUCCGGACGCAAAUGUUUGGAAUUAUCAUGGUUACUGGAAUAGCUACUAUGGCUGUGAUCCAACACAAUUUGUAUGGCAUCGAUCCAGGAGUUGUCGGACUUGCCAUAUCCUAUAUCCUAUCGCUGUCUGGACUUUUAAAUGGAAUCGUCAACUGUGUGACUGAAACAGAGAAACAAAUGGUCAGUGUAGAAAGGGUUCAUGAGUAUAUAGAAGACACACCAAGCGAGAAAUGGAAAGGUUUACAGUCCUCACCGGCGUGGCCAGCUGCAGGCGUCAUCAGCUAUAGUGACGUGUAUAUGAAGUACCGAGAUGGUUUACCUAAUGUCCUCAAAGGCCUCACGUUCAGCACACGACCUGCAGAAAAGGUGGGAAUUGUUGGACGUACUGGAUCCGGGAAGUCCAGCCUUUUCCAGACACUGUUUCGUACAGUAGAGAUAAGCUCUGGCGAUAUUACCGUUGAUGGGAUGAACAUCCAGCAACUGGAUCUUAAAGACGUCAGACGACAUCUGGCUGUGAUUCCCCAGGAUCCGUUUCUCUUUAGUGGUACCGUCAGGGAAAAUCUGGAUCCCACGUCCUCCUACAGUGACGAGAAACUUUGGGGUGUUCUGGACAGAUGUCAUCUCCGUGUGUCUGUCGACAGAUUGGGGGGACUCGAGGGAGAAGUGGGAGAAAAAGGACGACAUUUUUCUGUAGGACAGAAACAGCUCGUGUGUUUGGCCCGAGCGCUUCUCACUAAGGCAAAGGUGUUGUGUAUUGACGAAGCCACGGCCAGUGUAGAUCUAGAGACAGACAAGUUGAUUCAAGAAACAAUUCGCAAGGAGUUCGUGAACAGUACCGUGCUAACAAUUGCCCAUCGUAUCAACACUAUAAUGGACAGCGACAGAGUGUUAGUGAUGGACCAGGGUCAAGUGGCUGAACUGGACACUCCAGAAAAUUUUCUGAAAAACCCACAAUCUGAAUUCUACCAGUUAGUUCAUGGGAAACAACAAUCUUAGAAAAAAAGCAGAAACAUGCAGUUUGGGAUAUAUUGCGAUAAUCAAAUAAACGUAUUGCAUGUAAAGUUCGUUAUCAAUGAAGAAUUAAUAGGAUUAUCAUGAAUUAUCUAUACAUCUAGAAUUUGCCAGCCGUUCAGUAGACUGUACAUUAUUUAGGGUCGAUGAAUUAGUAUUAGUUUGAUAUAUGUUGAAAGUACAAAUCGCUUAUGAAGCAUUCGAUAAUAUUAACUCUAAUAUGAUUAUUGUAUUUUUAAAGCUGCUAUUAAAGGUGCUUGUUCAAGUUUUUUGUCAAUGUUCAUGACGUAUAGAAAUCUGUGAAGUAUGUUACAUAUCUAGUCCAAAGUAAGAUGCUAUGGUGUUCAACAAAUAUUAUAUAAAAUUGAUAUUUGUGUAUUACAAAAUGUAUAUUUUGUACAUUUAAACGUCAGACUGAUGGCGCAAUAUCAAACUUGUUACACUGUUUGUUAUUAGUUCAUUUUAUUCGUUAUGCAAUAUGUAUUAAUACUUACGUGAUAUACUUUAUCUUAUCUUAUUUUAUGAGUAACUAUAUAUUUCCCUAUACAUAUAUUAUAAAUAACGUUAACUGUGUAUUAUUGUGGAAUCAAAUUAUGUGAUUUUUUCUUUGUGUAUGUAAUGCAAAACUACCUAUAUGCCAUAACUGACGGGUAUUGUAAAUUACACGGGAAACUGGUUUGUUCAUCUUUAGAAUGUUAUGAAGGAUGCUGAUGUAUUUGGUAUGGUGUUGGCUGAAUUAAUGAGCAAUGCAAUAGUGUGUAUGUUAUUAUAAAGAUUGAUAAUGAACUUUAUCUUUUGCAUGGUGUCGUAUGGAAAACUCAUGAAAAUAAUUUCCGUGUGUACUUUAAAUCUUGAUGCUGUCCUUGGCGGGAGUUAUGAGUACAAGGAAAUUAACGUUUGGUUGAAAGAUUAUGAGUACGGAAUGAAUGUAAUGGGGGGAUACUUUGUUAAUUGUACUUGGUUACCUAUUUUGAAUAAAUAAUACGAUUGUUAAAACAG